ACGGACAGAUGUGUGUGAUGCGACUUAACCGUGGGCUAUUUAACAUGUGAGCAUAAACUUUUAUUCGUCCUCUCUCCGACGUAGCUUCUUUAACAUGCUUGGCUAUUGAUAAUCGUUACACCUGCGGUUUUUGUGUGCUUUUUUUGUUGUUGGUGCCAGCACCGAUGCAGCGGUGAAUCUUUUUUUCGACAACGGGGGUGAUACUAAAGUGAUCAUAGAUCCUGUUGAAUUGAAUGAAGACAACGUCGAGACGCGUCCAAAGUGUCAUCCUUUGAGUGCAAUCGAACACGGGUGUGUAGGUGAUAUGUUCGCUGGUUGGAAACGUCGAGGGAUUUUAUUAUUCCCAAAACAAGACGCGAAAUUGCGCAAACCAAGGAAUUGCAUCCUCACCUACAGCAUAUUUUUUAAGGGGCUGAGACGAUUUCGUUUGGCCUUUAGCAAAUCUGCUGAAGACGUCAGAGGAUUAAAGUCGUUAAGAAUCACUGAAGGUGUACAGGAUAAAAGGGACGGGUUUCUCAUCACCUAAGAUGGCAACCAGGAGUAACCACGAGAAGACAAAAAUGCCGUAUUUCAGCAAGUAUUAACACUGGAGUUAACCACCUGCGGGAGGUGGUUUUUUGAACAUAUUGUCCAAUAUACGGUGAAUAAAAAGGAUAUAAAUUGGAAAUUCAUCAAAGGCCUACACAUCCUCUAAUCUAUAUUCACUUGGAUGUUACAAUGAUGUCAUGAAAUAUGGAGUCCGUUUACAAAGAAUAUAUUCAGUUUGUGUCUUAUACCAUCGACAUCGUGAACUAUAUUAAAACAAUUUAUGUAUAAUUGCGCAUUCUUAACUCACCUAAGCCUCACUGAAUAACAGGUGCCUGAUACCUGUCAAAGCAGUAUAAACCAACGUGCGCCCUUGGCUAAAGCGUGUCACUUUCCAUUUCGCCUGCACGAGUCGUCGCUAAAGGGACUAUAGCAUUCACUGGAACUGAAUUCAUACCCUCCUCAAAAUGGAGUUUGCUAUGAUAGGUGCAGAUAAUGGGUGCAAAACUCGACUUCCUUACGGGUAUGCUCGCGCACGGGAAAGGGAGCACGAACGGGAAAGACAGGUACAGCAAGCAGCAGCAGCUGCUGAAGGUGCAGCAAGUGGAGAGGGAGGGGAGUCAUCUGGUCAUCUCCUUAACAACCACCAGCAGCAUCAGUCUCGCACCUCCUCCUCAUCGAAUGCCAACAACAGUAGCGGCGGUACCGCUUCUCGCCCCUCCUCCUUGCAACAGCCACAGCAGCACCACCACGAGUCUGAGCAGCAAGUUCUCAGAGAAAGGAAAAAGCAACGCGGUGUAGGACGUUGGAGAAGGAGUCGUCAGACCCUCGGCGGGGACUUGCGCCACUCAGAGUUGGCGCUACUUGGAUCCGAGGAGGAUAUGAUAGAGGAGGACGAGGCAGAAGGCGGAGAAGAGGAGGACGGGGGAAGCAAGAGGUCCAGUUUUCUCUGUAAUAUGGAUGAUGAAGAGACCGUCUCACUCACAGAUAGACGUCCCCAAUCAGGAUAUGAAAAUGUUUACAGUGAGUAUGGGUGCUGUGAGAGAGUUGUUAUUAAUGUGUCGGGGCUGAAGUUUGAAACUCAACUUAAGACUCUCACACAGUUUCCUGAUACUCUUUUGGGAGAUCCGGAAAAACGAAUCAGGUACUUCGACCCUCUAAGGAACGAAUAUUUUUUUGACAGGAACCGACCAAGCUUCGACGCCAUUCUUUAUUAUUACCAGUCAGGGGGGCGGUUGAAGAGACCCCAAAAUGUACCUUUUGACAUCUUUUCGGAAGAGGUGAAAUUCUAUGAACUCGGGGAGGAGGCAAUGUUGAAGUUUCGUGAAGAUGAGGGUUUUGUCAAAGAAGAGGAAAAACCUUUACCAGAGGACGAGUUCAAACGCCAAGUUUGGCUACUUUUUGAAUAUCCAGAGAGCUCACAACCUGCAAGAGGGAUUGCAGUCGUGUCUGUUCUGGUAAUCGUAAUAUCAAUAGUCAUUUUCUGUAUGGAAACGUUGCCAGAGUUCAGGGACGAAAAAGAAUACCUUAAACCAAGAGAUAAUUCGACGGAACCCCACGGACAGACUCCUUUUAACGACCCAUUUUUCAUUGUGGAGACGGUAUGCAUUAUAUGGUUUUCGUUUGAGAUCAUAGUGCGCUUCUUUGCAAGUCCAAGUAAAACUGAUUUCUUUAAAAACAUUAUGAAUACUAUAGACAUUGUAUCAAUUUUGCCUUAUUUCAUCACGCUCGGCACAGAUCUUGCACAACAGCAAGGCAAAGGGGAUCAGGCAAUGAGUUUUGCCAUUUUGAGAAUAAUCCGUCUUGUCAGAGUCUUUCGCAUCUUUAAACUCUCCAGGCACUCGAAAGGACUGCAGAUCCUCGGACAUACCCUCCGCGCCAGUAUGAGGGAAUUGGCGCUUCUGAUAUUUUUCCUUGUUAUUGGUGUUAUUUUGUUCUCGAGUGCUGUGUACUUCGCGGAGGCAGACGAACCCGCUUCUCAAUUCACAAGUAUUCCCGACGCUUUUUGGUGGGCAGUCGUCACCAUGACCACGGUUGGAUAUGGAGACAUGAAACCUAUAACGGUCGGUGGCAAGAUAGUGGGCUCGCUCUGUGCCAUAGCGGGCGUUUUAACCAUUGCUCUUCCAGUGCCGGUCAUUGUAUCCAACUUCAAUUACUUCUACCACAGGGAGACAGAUAAUGAAGCAGACCCGCCGCCGGUCGUUGAAACCCCACCACCUACCUGCCCUUAUUUCCCCAACUUCCUGAAGAAAUUUAAAGGAUCUCCCUCUGGUUCUUCGCUAGGUGAUAAAGCGGAGUACAUGGAGAUGGAGGAGGGGGUUACAGAGUCGCUGUGUGGGGUGGACAAAAGCCCAAGUAAAGGAAAUGGGACAGAUAUUGGCAGAAAAAACAGUACCAGCUCAAAGUCACAACAGACUGAUGUGUGAUGACAAAACAUUAAAUGUUAUUGCGAAGAUAUGCUUUCAAAUCACACUCAUAGGUGGUCAUACUCACAUAAGUGCGAAUUUGCGCCCAUACAUGCACACUCGCACACAUAGCCGACAUACGCUCACCGACAGACGCACACACACGUACACACUUUAAAUUUUGCUAGAUCUUGGAAAGCUCAAAUACGGUGUUUUAUUUUGUCAUGUGGCUGCUUUUUAGAGGAAUAUAGGCCUACAGAAAAUAGACGCCCAAAUCAAAAGCUUUACUAUUAUGACCAAUGUAAUCAGAUGAAAUCAGAUAGACCUACUUGGGUCUCAUAAAUCUAUAGCCUAAAUGAAAUCGAGAAUAGUGAAGAGGCAGGCUAAUGCAUACGCACUUUAUGAGUUUCAUUUGUCAACAAUUGAAAGGGAGAUACGGAUAUUGUUUUGCUAUUAUGCAAUAAAGUAAACGUUUUUAGUUUGCACUAUUGUAAGAGUUCGUUUGAACUGCGGACUUUCAAGAGUGAUGCAUUUGAAAGUUAUCUUGAGUGACAGAAACUGUAGGCCAACUACAUGGCAACCUGGACAGCCUCAGAUGGUUUGGCUGUAGUAUUGAGAUAUUUUUGCAUUAUGAACAAAGGAAUAAUAAUUUCAUAUUAAUUUUUAGUUUUGGUUUAACCCCUCUUUUUCGUACACAAUGAAAUGAUAAUUUGAUCUGGAAACAUUGAAGAGCUACCAAAUCAUGUGUGAGAUUGUUGAGUAAGUAAGCAUUAUAUCUGUAUUUCUCAAAAGAAAAUUGACAGAAGACUAAUGUCAACAAGUGAGACACUUGGCAAACACCCUCCUUUGCUAUGUUUAGGCCGAAAUAAAGCCUUCUAUUGACCGACAACCGAUAUGAAGCACAUGAAUUACAGUUACUCUGCAGACAGACAUAAGAAAUUGAUCCACACUGGCUGUCACUGGAGGUCAUGUACGGAUAUGCCUUGCGCGACAAAAACCCCCGUCCCUUUAAAACCACUACAAACUAACUGACAGUAUAAUAGGCCUAUCCCUUUACACCGACGUCGACGGAAACCUAUUAGGAAAAAAUGACUGUCAUCGUGGAAACUUUGGGUUUGUGAACUUCAUCUCUUGUUCGCUGGACCUGGUGCACAAUAUUUCUCUAAUAUGAGAAAGGAAGGAUUGUUGGUCAUCCCAGAGAGCACCAAGAUUUCCAGGAGGCAGUUAUCUUCCAAGUGCCAUCAGUAGAUGGCUUAGGAGGAUGUGCGGGCUGGUACUCUUGGAAUUUUCAGAGACAGCUAAUAUUAUGACUGGUCAUCUGGGAUGAGACAAUGGACAUGGAUAACUACAGAUCUACUGCAAGAUUGAACCAAGCAAUUGGACAUAAGUUUAAAUGGACAAACUGGACACUGGGACAUUAUGCAGCGUGCACAAGCAACAGAAAUCCUUCCUAGUAUGCCUGGAGGCAGGGAAAUGAGUAAGUCAUGGCCCAAACGAUUGCCUUAAUUAUUACAUACAGUAUAAACAUAUAUACGAAGUGAUGAAACUAGAGACUUAUCUGAGUUCAAAGAUGUUUUUCUUUACGUGUAAAACAGUGUCUUGUAAGGAACAGAUGUGAAUAUUUUAAUAUGAUAGAGAACAAUUGUUUGGUUGUAAUGUUUUAGUUGGGUCUGCUUUGUAGGUGUCAUUGAUAACCAAACGGUGGAGUUGCUCCCUGCAUACAUGCAGCCAGCCGAAUGAGUCGAUCUAUUUUUAUCUCGUUUUCGUAUUGUCAACCAAAAUAAAGCUGGCUCGAGGCAGAGCUGCUCGCUCAGCUACCGGCUAUAAUGUCUUUCAAUUCACAUCAUCAAGUUAUGACGUAAGUAAUUAUAUAACCAUAGUAGGGUCUCCAAAGUGAGAUAAACAUUCAGAAUGGCACCUCUUACAUUGUGUAAGACAUUCAAAAUGAUGCUACUUACACACUGUAAGCAUUGAUUCACACAGUCUCUCACACAAAAAAAGAUGUCAGGUGUGCACUUGCACACACACACACACACAGUGAUCCGCCGAAGGGUUUUCUCCCUCAGAUGCAAACUGUAUUUCAGUGACAACUAUGUUAGUGAUAGAAUUGACCAGCUGCUCUGUUGACACAAGCCUCGAUCCAUUUAAAGGUAACUGUAUGCAAACUAACAUGGAAGUGUGUUAUAUAUUUUUUUAAACCUAGCCUUGAAUAUUCCUUAACCAAAGUUUAAACCCUGAUUUUAUUGUACGUGGUGGACACUUCCUUCCUGGAGAUGUGGUGAAAAUAGAUACACAUCGAGUAGAACAUAUGUACAUAUUGCUGAUGUUUAUAUUUCUGUAUCCUACAAUGUGUCACAAAUCAUGACAUUUGAAACAAUUCUACUUUGUUUGACUGUUAGCAAUGUUCAGAUCUUCAGAAGUCAUCUUCCAUUUUUAUUUACAUUAACAAUUAACAUGUUCUGUAUGCUGCUCCAACAAGAUGCAUUAUUUGUUUUUCUCUUUAUUUUUUGUUAUUUUGGCAAGUGGGCUGUUUCUUUUGUGCUGUUCUCAUUUCACUGCUUGUCGAAUAUCCGCCCACUCUCCUUCGGCCUGCUUUCAAAGAAAGAGGGUUGUACGCAUUGCUUGCUUGUCGCAGCUUUGUCAGACAAAUCAUUAGCUUUUUGAAAAAAACAAAUGCCAUCUUACGUUCCAGCCCAUCCCUUCUACAUUCAGUCAACAGCCAAGAUCAAGAAGUGCUCACUUGGGUGUCCUGUCAAUUAUCGCAAUGUCUCACUUUGCCAAGGUGCAUUAACUGCACUGAGGUUUCUUUAUUCUAAGUAUUUUUUUGGAAAGGGUGGAACCUCAUGCUAUGUAUGAUUUGAGUAGACAAUGGACUCUUAAUUGUGACGUUUCAAAAGACAGAGAACACUUAAAUCUGGAGACGAAAAUUGCGUAUCAGCAUGUCUACAUAUCAAUCAUUUUCUGUGUCUGCUAAUAUAGAAAAUCCAAAUCAUUCAGCCCCCCACACCAACCCACAGACACACACUCUCCACAUACACACAGUUAAUUGGCAUCUGUUCUCAUUCCCUCAGUUAGAGCCCAUAGAGAGCUGAUUUUCCUCAAUGUUUAGAAAACAUUAUAAUACUUACCAUGCAAGCCUUUGCUAAAAACGUACUUCAUAUCAAAUCCUUAAAGGUAAUUAGUUAUUUACAGAUGAUGAAAGACAAAUAUGCAUCUUUUUAUUGAAUCUCUUCCUAGUAUAUUAUCGUAUUACUUUUAGUAAGUGUUUAAUAAAGCUGACCGUUGUCCUAUCUUCCCAAUCCAUUGUUUCACUCCAAAGUGAUGAUUUCUAUUGAAAAUAUCAGUCAGUGUUAUGUCCUGGCAUAAAGCACUUCACAUGAUGAUGAGAAUGUAAAAAGAAAACUGCCAUUGUAAGUCCUUGUUAUAUCCAGCAUAGUCUGAGGAGCACAAAAAUUAUUUUGGACUACAUUAUGGUAACAUAUUUUUGUAAUUAUCAGUCAAGACAAUUUCAAAUAAAUUAAUUUUCAUGAAUAUAUGUAUGUAAAGACGCAGCAUAGCCAAGCUAUUUAGAUGUACAGUAUCAUUACUAUAGAUCUUGGGUGUCACCUCAAGAUGUGACAAUUUAUUAGAAAAUCUACAACUAGCUGGUUUGUCUUCAGACUAAACUAGGCUCAUAUUCAAUCAGUGUCUCAUAGUAUUGAUCUAGGAUCUGGUUUGCACUCUCCAUGCAAUCUUAUUUCAUUGUUAUAUAAAUUGAUCCAAGAUCAGUACUCUUAUUCUAACUUGAUUCAUAUGGACCCAGACAGAACCAAUAUAUACAGUAAUAUGCAGGGUUGGGGAGUAAUGGAUUAUAUAAAAUCCAUUACUGCACAAAAAAACAGUAACUGUAAUCCAUUACAUUACCAGCAAAAAUAUUGUAAUGGAUUUACAGUUUAAAAAAAUGUAUGAUUACUUCUUGGAUUACUUUUAAAAUCAGAAAGAAUAACUGAGCGAAAUAAUUAUGAAACCUAGCAUUUUAUUUUUAAAAAACACUGUUAUUGAAAGUUAAAAGUUGCACGCCUCAGGUGUGUGUGAUUAGCACUUUUUAAAUUUUCUUAAGUUCUGCUGGUAAAAACAGAGUAUGCCUACAUUAAUAUUAGCCUACCCAUAGAAAAUGUGGUUUAGUAAACUACUACUGAUGCAUCUUUCUCAAAACAAUAGGCUACCUGGUAUUUUAUCUUUUUCAGAUAUCAGACAGGACUUGUUUAGGUGAUUAGGCUAUUAUUUAUCUACAAAUAGCUUUAACAUGGCGCUGCCUUCAAAAUGAACCAUAAUAUGGAAUUCAUCACAAUAUUUUUCUGGAGGAAAGGUGUGUUGGCAAGCACUAUGUCCAUGAAUGACAAGUAAUGAUUUCCAUUCAAUGUCACCUCCAUUACUUCAUAAGGGUAGGCGAUGGGAUUCUGCUUGCUCUAAACCUCUAAAAAGUGAGAUCAUUAGUUAUCAUUGGCUGCUGAAGACAUUGACUUCAAGCUGUAAGAAUGCAAAUGUAAAUAACACUGUAUUUCCAUUUGAAAGUCAAUUGUUGGUGGCAGGUUAUGUUUGAGCAGGUGAAACGUAUAAAUGGUGGUCAGGGGCAUUGUGAACAGGGAUGGUGAGCGACAUUUCCAUAUCUGACUUUCAGUUCGAUGGUUGCAAAUUCGAUUCCAGCAAGAGGCGAGACAUUGUUUUGUUGGGGAAUUUUUUGUGACCUAACCCUUAACCUUCUUCCUAUCCCUAACCUCCGUACUGUAUCCGUAACCUAACCCUAAACUUAUUCAGAACUUUAACACCAGUACUGUCAUGCCUAACAUUAACCCUCAGUUAACCGUAACUGUUAACCGUUCAUUUUGAAUAUAUUAUGUUAAGGACCCACAUAAUAGCGAAACGUGAAGGACCAUGGGGAUAUAUGAUUCUGAACAUCAUUCCUCCAAUUUAUAUUUAUACAGAACUUAAAAAUGAUUUACAAAAUAGUUCCAUAUGAAUGUAAUUCAUGAGAGGCACGGUUGGGUUGUAUGGCAAAACAUUAGACAACUGUAUAUUUAAAGUAGGUGCGAAAAGCUAUGGACCUUUUUCUUUCAGGUAAAAAGUCACAUUUUUGAACAUCAAAGGUUAUUGAAUAUUUUGUAAUGACUGAAAAUCUGACAGACCUUUAGUGUCUCACAGAUGUAGACCAAUCAUUAUAUUGAAGUAGAAAGCAAUAGUUUAGAAACAUACAGUGCCUUCGGAAAGUAUUCAGACCCUUUUACUUUCUUCACAUUUUGUUGUAUCAUGAACUUAAUUUGUAAUUGUUCAAAUGUAUUUGCCAUCAAUUUACACACAAUGCAUCAUAAUGACAAAGCAAAAAAACAUAUUUUAGGCUCAGACUGGGUUACUGAAGAAUAUUCACAGACACAGUUUGAAAGCCACUCCAACAUUGUCCUUGCAGUGUGCUUCAGGGUCAUUGUCAGGCUGAAAGAUCUGAGUUCCUGUGUGUGCUGGAUCAUAUUUUCUUCCAGGACAUAUUUUCCUCCUUUCAUUCUUCCCUCAAUCCUGACCAGUGUCCCAAUCUCUGUUGCUGAGAAGCAUCCCCAUAGCAUGAUGAUUGUAUUGCCAUGCUUCACCGUAGGAAUGGUGUUAGCCAAGUGAUGAGUGUUACUUUGAUGUUGCCUAACGUAAUUCAUGGUAUUCAGGUGUAAUAAUGUGAUUAUGGUCAGAAAAUUGCCCAGAUAAUAUUUUUGCUCUCUAAAGAGUCCUUGUAAUUUGCCUUUUAGUCAGGAGUGGCUUUCAUUUAGCCAUUCUACCAUAAAGACCAAAUUAAUGAAGUGCUUCACAAAGGGUUGUCAUUCUAACAGGUUCUCCCAUAUCUGCAGAGUACGCUGACAUUCUGGGUAGCCAUUGGAUUCUUGGUCACCUCCCUGACCAAGGCCCUUCUUGACCAGUCAGUUAGUUUGUCUGGAUGGCCAGCUCUAGGAAGAACCUUGGUGGUUCCAAAAUUCUCCUUAGUCGUCAUGGCUUGGUUUUUGCUCUGACAUACACGGUGAAGUGGACAAGCAAACCUUAUAUAGACAGGUGUGUGCCCUUUUAAAUGAACUCUAAUCGAUUGAAUUUGUCACAGAUGGACUCAGAUCAAGUUCUAGAGACAGCUAAAGGACAAUUAAAGGACAUAGGAUGCAUCUAAGAUCAGUUUGGAGUGUCUUGCCAAAGGAUCUGGACAAAGGAUCUGGACCAACUAUUUCGUACUUAAGUACAUUAACUAUUUCAGUUUUUUAUUUUAAUAUAAAUUGGCAAGAUUAAAAAAUAAAUAAAUUGCUUUGUGAUUUUUGGGUAUUUUGUGUAGAUUGCAGACAAUUGUUUAUUUGCCAUGUGGAAAAGUGAUUGGGUCUUAAUACUUUCCUAAGACACUGUACAUAAACAAUAAGGUCAAAGGCUAAAUUAAUUUAUGGCCAGGUGUGUAAACUGUAAUUCUUAAUUGAUCCAACUAUAGGUGUUAAAUUGGUUAUAUUCCCAUGUCUCUUAAUAUGAAUGUAACGGAUUAUGUUACUGAAUUUGAGUAAUCCAAAAGUUACGUUACUGAUUACAAAUAUAGACAGGUAACUUCUAACUGUAAAAGAUUACAUUUAAAAAGUAACCUACCCAACCCUGGUUAUACGUUUUCAGCCAUGGGACCACUGUAACAUCAAUUUACCAUGAACAUCAAGUUGGAAAUUACAUGGGUUAUUCUUUCAAAUGCAACUAAAUGUUAAUGCUUGUUUGUGUGUGUGUCUGUGUGUAUGUGUAUGCGUGCGUGCGUUUGCAUGUGUGCAAACUAUUCAUUUUCAUAAAUACAGGAUGGUAUUUAUUACAAGGGGUGUAAGCAAAAUGGAACUGUCUCUUGAAGUUGAUAGUAAAACUCCCCAUAAAUGUAUUUCAGGAUGUGUUUCAAUUUCUUCCGUCCAAAUGUUAUAAAGUAACCAUGUUUUGGCCAGCCUUGCUUUCUUCUGCAUGAUGCUUUGGUUCUCCUAAUCGGAGAUGUUUGUAUUCUUUUCUUCAGAUUACUUCCUCUCUAUGUACUAUCUUUGGAGCUUGUUCAUUUCCUACCCUUGGUUUUAUUUUAUUAAUUUUUUGGUAAAUCUUCAGACUUUUGGAUUUUCUACAUUCAUAUAAUUUUUGUAGGCAGCAAUAUGAGAUGUGAUCAAAAACGGAGUAUGUGCAA
Esox lucius (northern pike) is the source of this 10119-nucleotide messenger RNA. It is a transcript of the gene kcna4, whose product is annotated as potassium voltage-gated channel, shaker-related subfamily, member 4. Gene Ontology annotation, molecular function: delayed rectifier potassium channel activity; potassium ion binding; protein binding. Gene Ontology annotation, biological process: potassium ion transmembrane transport; protein homooligomerization. The coding region runs from base 993 to 2951 and encodes 652 amino acids. The record is from RefSeq and is a predicted model, not a curated record. Gene Ontology annotation, cellular component: voltage-gated potassium channel complex; membrane. NCBI's taxonomy places the organism in Eukaryota, Metazoa, Chordata, Actinopteri, Esociformes, Esocidae. The transcript is spliced from 3 exons.